This is a messenger RNA of Vitrella brassicaformis, 7771 nucleotides long. NCBI's taxonomy places the organism in Eukaryota, Vitrellaceae. The record is from the annotation of a GenBank genome assembly.
AUGUUGGGCAGUGGGAGAUGUGCUGGUAGGUGCUUAUUCACCUGAAAGCCUGACAUUGUACUGUUGUCUUCGAAUAGGUGCACAACCAGGACAGCCAAUCGUCUUGCGCCUUCAGAGCCCAAUAGCUGCCAAACUGCUGGCGAUUUUGCAGUACGAGCGGGGUUUGUCACAGUCAAGGGUGAGAGGGAGGGAGGGAACGAGGAAGGAAGGGAAGGUCGAUUGUAGCGACACUAGGAGUUUACUCUUUAUGCUUUGGCAGGCGUGACCAGUGCACAUAUUCUCGCCGUGUGUACGCGAGGAGAGCCUUGUGAAAUAGCCGGUGUCCAAGGACAGUACCUAGAAUCAUCUGACAGCGUCUUUUUCACAUCAUCCCCCGCCCUCUGCCAAGCGCCUGUCUCGCCUACACUCGGCAUCCAUCCACCAAACCCGGCGACCGCUGCAGGAGUCGGAUCAGCCUAUGUCUUUGUGUUGGGUCCAGCACGCAGCCCCCCCGGCAGCAUCUUCACGGCAUGCUGGUGUGGUGAAGCCGUCCAGUCGGCUGGGCCGGCAAAUGCCAGCGACGCCUUCGUGUGCGAGAGUGCCAAGCCAGUGGGCAAUGCCUUCAUUGAUGGUGAGACACGGAGAGACAAACACCAUGAGUACACUCGGACCAGGUUCUUGUCUGCAGGACCUCCAAACGGACAGGUGUUUGGCGCUGCGAGUGGCGUCAAAGUGGACAUUGAAGUGAGCAACGAAUAAAGAUAGUCCUUGCCCCUAUCUGUCUUUUCUCUUUUUCUAUUCAGAUCAUCACUUUGGGUGUCCCUUCAUUCGAUCCGGCUAUUUUCAUUGCUUCCGGCAACUCUAAGUGCAGAUCCCUUGUCCACCCCUUCUCUGACGCAGUCGCUGAGCUCCUUCCAUCUGCCGACUGCACUCCACUGGGCUCGUCAAUGAAUGUCAGCGGCAUGAUUGGAGCGUCCAGUGUAGAAUGGGAGGGACUCAGUAGAGUGGGAGGCCUUAGCAAUGGGACAGUGGAUGUCUCCUGGUACACAUGUCCGUAUGGUGGUCCGUCAGUCAACGUCACGGGAACCUACAAGGUGAAAGAGCACUUUCACAAGAAGGACUAAGUUGUUCGACGAAGUCUCUGUCUCCAAUUUUCCCUCAGGUGUGUCUUGUCGGCGACCGCAAGUCGCCUCUGGGCGUGGGCACUGCCGUCGGCACUCUGAACGUGCUGCAGAGGCUCGACUUGUGCGACGGAGAAUGCACACUGGGUUACCUUUGUGAUGAAGACCCGACGUUCAACAACGGCACGUGCAGGCCUCUGUGCGGCGACGGAUUUAAGAUGCCAGAAGAGGAAUGUGACGACGGUCAGCUGCGCGUGCUGCGUGUUUUCUGUCAUUUCUGUCCGUGGAAUGUCUUUUCUGUCUUCUGCAGGAGACCAGCUGGCGGGCGACGGGUGCUCAGGCCGAUGCACGAUCGAGCCAGGCUUUGUCUGCGAGGUCAUUCAAGCAGUGUCUAAUGACACAAUGCUUAAUGACACGGACACCGGCGAUGCCUUACCUUCGGGCCCGUCCGUGUGCGCCAUCAGCUGUGAGACAGAUGAGAGCGACAACUCUACCCAUAUCUGCUCUCGUACUCAAACCCCGCCGACGAAUAUCUUGCUCAGGGUAGAAGUCACCAGCGCGUCAUGAAGCCUGAUGCAAGUCGUGCAUGUGUUUGUGUCUUUUUCUUUCAGUGCGUGUCUGCAUGUGGCGAUGAUACGGCUGAUUCCAACACUACCACACCCAUCGCCAACGAGACGUCAACUGAAGAGCGGUCUACCAUCGGGUGUCGCCAAGCGGAGCUCAAAUUCGGAGAGAAACAAAUAUGCGUGCGGCUAGAGGAGGCCCAAAUGGUGAGACCUCUGCAUGACACUGAUUGUCUGCUAUGAGAUUGCUGAUCGUUUACUGUCGUGGCCAGGUCGCUGCGGAAUUCGUUGACGGCUAUGCAGGCAUUCGUAUCACUUUUGAUGUUCCGAUUGACACCCAGAAGAUCCCGCUGGCUGAUGGCAACUGCAGCAAUGUGUUAGCGGACGAGUCCGUCUUGUCUCUCGGAGUCAACCCUCUCUGUUCGUGGGUCUCGUCAAAGGUCAUCUACGUGCAGCUUGGCGCGAAGUCUCUCAUGAAGCGAUUUCAGCUGAUUACCAUAAAGGCGGGUGUGCUGCAGCGCCAAGACGCUGUGCGUGAGAUCGGCUGGAACGGCACGUCGGAUCGACACUCUGUCAAGGUGACUAAGGCGGCAGACCUCGGCGUUCUCGUGCCCACGGUGGUACUGAAGGGUGCCAAAGCGAUCAGCUCUUGUGCUGCCCUUGAAGUCACUGGCAUCGAGAGCACAGGACACGCCGGCAGGCUAUUUGAGAACAUCACAUGGUACACACCAGAAUGAUACAAGAGGAUGACUAGCUGCUGGCUUUCCUUGUUGCACACAGGACGUGUGAUGAUCCUGCUAUCUGUACGGACGAGCUCCACACAUAUCUCGCGUCUUUACCCAAGAACGAAACGUCGUCCCUUACCAUCGAGGUGCCGCCACAAAUCGUCUUCCAGCUUGGCCAGCACAACGCCAGCUCGAAACGCGUGAACCUGACUCUGUCUCUGAGGAUCACCAACUUCCUUGCAGAAACGGCCACGGACUCAUUUACCGUGUCUAUCCUCAUCGGAACACGCAUCCCUGUCCUCGACUCUGUCACCGAGCCAAAUGUGACGAUACAGCGGUCGAGUUCUCUUCUGCUAGAGGUGGCUGUGUCAGCGCCUGCCUCAGAGGGCAUCUGUGAGUCCCUCGAGGCCGCAAGUGGCAGCAGUCGCAUCAUGAUCGACUGGACGAGUGAGCCUGACGCCUCCUUGGUAGAGAUGGGCUUUGGCGUCAAUCCAAGAAUCCUACGAUUGCCCCCGUCGACGUUGGAGUAUGGAAGUCAGUAUGUGUUUGCUGCCGCGGCGUAUUUCAACACGACCCCCGGCGACCGGUGAGUAGGCAGCUGGUCGCUGCAUGUCCUCAUCCUUUCAUUUCUGUCUCCUUCCCUUCAGGGUGUCUAUCGCAUUUGAGGUGACUGUCUUGCCGCCUGCCCCUCCCAUCGCACUACUCGUAUCGCCUUCUCAAGCAUCCGAAAGAUGUACUCUUAUUUUGGACGGGAGCGGCUCCUAUGACCCCGCAGUAGCCGAUGUCUCGUCUGCCGCCCUUGAUGACAAUGCCACCGACGCUCUUGUGUACUCCUGGUUCUGCUCCCCCGAGAAUAACACGGACGCCGGGUGCUUUGCCAGGGGCGGUAAUCGUUUUGGCCACGGGCAGGCUGUGGAAAUUGUGACCCCGGACGUCGCUGGUGUUUACCGCUUUAUGAUGAAUGUCACUGCACUGUCAACUGAUUUGACUUCAAGCGCCUUUGCCCGAGUAAAGGUAUCGCAGAGCGCGCCUCCCCCUGUGUCGCUCACACCCCUCCCUGACGAAGUGUCUCCCCAAUUACGACUGGACCUCUCUGGCUCUCUCGCUGGCUCAACUGAUUGCUCCGUCGACCAAUAUGCGCACCAAGAUAGAAUGAAAUGGCUGAUGGCUGAGGGUGAUGGGGAGGGCUUGCUGACAUACAAUGCGACGGUGGCGCGAAACACAGCUACUAGUGGACUUCAAGUCUACGCCCUGGCUGGCCGUGUCCCUCCAUUUGCGCUUACUGCUGGGGUAUCGUAUACGUUGAGGUUUGCCCUUUCGGACGCUAUGCUUGAUGACGAGAUGGCAGUCACUGCGGUGAGGAGCGGCGAUUCCGGGGUUUUUACGUAUGAGGGGGGCACAUUGCUCGUCGACCGACCUCCAUUUGCCGGAAGCGUUGAGGUCGCACCACUCGACGGCAAUGCCGUGAUCGAGGAGUUCACCAUGUCUCAGUCAGGGUGGCAAGACGAUGACCUGCACUGCUGUACGCAUUCGCCAUUGUCGAUGCGGAGGUAAUGAGACGCACGCGAACACGAAGGCGAAUGAAUCUUUACCGUCUCAUGUGCAGGUGGCAGCAAACGCGACGAGUGCAGCCGAGCUCCUGCAGAACAGUACGAUCCUCAAGGCAUGGGAUCAGAAGAGGCGAUUCAAGACGACGCUCCCUCCUUCAAAGGGUCGCAAUGAGUCCUAUUUCAUUGUCCUGGGUCGAGUUGAGGACAGCCUCGGCAGCCGAUCGAUGGCCAGGAGUGAGAUCGUCACAGUGCGCCGACCUGUCGUCAAAGCGGGUGAGACAUGGCAAAUAUGACGUCACACGGCUUCAACGAUCUGUCUGCCUUCUGCAGACCAGCUUAUCGGAACGCUGGACAAGAUCGACGCUACGUCAGACCCGUCAGCAGCCCUCAACUCCCUGCAGGGGGUGUCUGAGCUGCUGGUAGGAGCGGACGAGACAACUGAAGAGGUGUCGGAGGAAGAGCAAGAGGCCAAGAAGGACGCUUCGCGGAACCUUGUGAACAAGUUCGCCCUUAUGGUGGACGUGCAAGGGGAUGGCGAGCUGACGGAGGAUGCCGUUUCGCAGCAGAUGGCUGCAGGCGCAUCGAUCGUCGAGGCCACCUCCAAGUCCGGCGCUCUCGACCUCGAUGUACGUAUACUGAAUUCCAUGCGCUUGUUUGUUGAGAUCGUCCUUGGUCUUUUCUGCAUGGUGCUGUGCAGGUGGCUGAGAAGGCAGCCACAGCUCUGGAAAACGCACUCGAUGGUGCCAAGGGCGUUGGCAAGAUGACUGUCGACACCGCAUCCGAUGUGGUCUCCUCUGCUGCUCUCCUAUCGACUCAACUCAGUAAGGCGAACACCUCAAAGCGCUCACUCUCUACUGAUGGAUCGCUCGCUGCUCAUGUUACCGUCAGGUCUUUCCACCCCUGCCCCAUCGGCUAAUGCCACGACCAACGACACAGCCGUCACGGCCAAUGGGACAUCGCAGGCAGCAGGGUUGUCUAAGGCGGUGCGGGGCAUGCUGGACAGUGUUGGGUUUCUCGUUGGCGAGGGGGUGGAGGUGGGCCAGGACGCCACAGUCACGAUGGGAGCCAUCAACCUCACCGUAGCCAAAAGGGACGCUGAUGUAAGCAGAGAGACAGAGCAGCAGAAAGAAUGGAAUAGCACUGGCGUUUCGUUUGUCGUCAGUCGCUGUCAUCCGAUGGCUUCAAGUCCAGUGGGGCUGGGCCGGAAGUCACUCUACCGCCUCUCAAUCUCACCAGCACGAGACGAAUGACGCGAUCAGAGCGCCGCCGGCUGCAGAGUGCUCCAGGCAGCACAUCAAGGAGACGUGGCGCUAAUGACGUCAGCAUCCAAUCAGUGCAGUGGCCCACAAACCCAUACGGCUAUGCUGCCGACACCGGCGACAGGAACGUCAGUGACACCGUCCUCUCUUUCUCUGUCAGGUGACACAACCGCAUGCAUGGACAAUAUGCACCCUAGCAGAGCAUUUUCGGUUGUGUUGCAGGCAGGGAGAGGAGACGUUGAGGCUCAAUCUAACCGAGCCCUUCGUCUUCAUCAUGUACGCCCCGGUAGCCGGCAUCAACAAAGGCAGCACUAAUCCGCGUGAGAACGACACCACUGUUUGCGGCUUCUGGGACGACGUGAUAGAGAUGUGGUCCUCCUACGGAUGCGAGGCGGACCUCAACGCCAAACUAACAAUGCAACACACUUGACAUGCAAAUGCAACCACACGACAGGUAAGGUGAUGGACAAACAGCUGCGUACGUGUCACUUUGGGUGGGUCUGCAGACUUUGCAACCUUCGCCGGCGAGUUUGAGAGUGUUAUCGAGGACGCCAACACAGAUGUCUUCGCAGCCGGCGCAGAGCAGCUCUUUGCAGGCGACGUCGACCCCAACAAUGUCGGCCUUUGGUUCGUCGUGACACUGACCGUGGUGAUGAUCGUCCUGGUAUUACUGGCCGGCUGGAAAGACUGCCGCUUCGGCAUGUCGAAUGAGACUCUGAAGAAGGUGUGGAUGCACGACAGCCUGCUGCGGAAGAAAGUGCAGACCCUGGACUCAAAGCUGCCAAUGCUGAAGCGAAUCCGGAUGAGUGGGAAACACUUCUUCCAAGCCUUGUCGGGCAAGAAGCACCAUCUGAGCGUCAAGCACCUGCAGGAAUACAGGUGCGUGAGGAAAUGGAAUGCCCACUGAAGUGUUUCCAUAUGCACGUUUGUGGGCGCAGGGAAGUGCAAAACUAUGCUCGGCAAGUGUCGAUCUCUCCGGCUGUCCCAGCAAAGCAGCUGACACAGGCCAAGAGCGGCUUAUCCCAGGCUAGCAAGUCCAGCAAGCGGCUCACUACUCUAAGUGUCGCUGAGGCCCUUAAGAACCCCACCACACAGGUCCGCAAACAGGGAGGCGAUAAGGCCAUUCCGUGAUGACCUCCAAUUGUCGUCUCACAAGGCUUCGCUCUCGAGCCGUCGCCAGACGAACAAGCGCAAGGCUGUCGUAGAGCUCUGGAAGUCGAGUCUUAAACAAGUACUCGAGAUAUGCAUGUCUAAUUGACUUUUGACGUGUCUCUCCUCUGCUGCAACACAGGUUGCCGCGACAAAUCUCGAGAAGCGAUUGGGUGCGGUUCUGCGCAUCCAGUCCAUGGUACGCCGCCAUCGUGCUCGCAAGGAGUACGUGCAGCUCAAAGAAAACCUCAGGAGCGAGGUGCAAGGGGGCUGGCGGAGACUCGCAGAGGACAGGCUAGGUAAUAAGAGAGAGGCCAUCAAGCCCUGCAACCGUCUGGCAAUGUAUCCCUGUCGGUGUCAUCUGCAGUGGUGUGGCAGGUGCAUUGCGGCCUCCGCACAAGGGUGUCAAAUCCUACUGACACCCUUGUGCGGCAUGAGACCCUGUGGCAGCCCUGUCGGAUGCACAUUGGUCGUGACAGCCUCGUCAUCCGGCCCUGGACGCUCUACAGGCUAGCGUCGCCCUUCCUGCAGCCCGUGACGGUGCCUCUCACAUCGAUCAUCGAUGUCAAGCAGACGGAUGACCGGGAUGCCACUCGCAUGCAAAGUUAGGGGACAAUACAGGGAUCCACUGUCCUUCGUGGUAGGCCAAUGAAAACAGCAUGUAUUUUGAAUGACACAUCUCCUGUUGUCAGGUGCUCCAUCGCAUUCAUCGCAGCAGCUGGGCCGUUCCUACACGAGGAACCUAGCAGCAUUUCGCUCGGAGGUGCCGCUCUCGUGGGUGCGGGAGUUGCGGCUGUGCGGAAGCGGCGACGAUCCACCUAACGCACUCGUGAUGGACCUGGAGAUCCGCAGCGAAUUCAUUCUCGACCCACGGGCCCUUCAUGGUGGGAGACACGGAUGGACGCAUACUCAGUAGGGAACGAUGCAUAUCUUGUGUCUCCGUCAGGUCCCACGGUAGAGGAGACGCUGGUGCUCAGUACGUUCGACUACUCGGACGCUCACCAGCUGCAUCGCACUAUCCAAAGCCGCAUCUCCCAGCCGUCGGCGGAGCUGCUCCCUGGCGCCAUCACCGAGCGCAUCCCGUCAUUCAACCCCUCCCACACAGGCCAGAUGCCCCCACUGAUCGCACAACAGAGUGAGUCCAGCGAGGGCAAGAGCGCCUUCAACGCAGCUGCCAGAUGGACGGCGGCAUCGCGGACGCAAGAUGUGCUGGCAGGGGUGUCGCGGUCGAGCACCAAGGAGGCAGAGGGAGCGACAACGCGCGGUGCUUUCAUGCCUCCGGUCACUGAUGUGUCGAUUGCGGUUGAGAGUGGGGAGACUGAGGCGGAGGAAGGCGGCACUUGUUGGAUGUGGCUGACGAUCUGGUACGUCAAGGCUCUGCUGGCACCCGGCGCACAAGUGGCACGAGUUCAACCCCCACAGUGA